Molecule: messenger RNA, 914 nt
Organism: Mercurialis annua (annual mercury)
Lineage: Eukaryota; Viridiplantae; Streptophyta; Magnoliopsida; Malpighiales; Euphorbiaceae
Product: protein SAMBA
Exons: 3
Coding region: 196-495 (99 amino acids)
Biological process (GO): negative regulation of organ growth
Molecular function (GO): anaphase-promoting complex binding
Source: RefSeq, a predicted model, not a curated record
GCACUAGCGACGCGCGUGAAGUUCACAAUUAAUCAAUCCCAAAGAAACAAAGUCCAAUCGAAUUGAAUAAAAAAACGUCUACGUCGGAGUUUACUCCUCUUCCUCCGUCGCAGUCGCCAAAGAAGCCGGAGCGGCGAUAAUUAAGCAGGGGACAGUGGUAUUUCCGGCCGAAGGAGGGAAAGUUAGGGAGAGAAGAUGAACAGUACAUCACCGGCACACUCAUCAGUGUCAACAACAGCCAUCGUCGGGGCUAAUCCCGCUCUCGACGAUUGUCAUUUCCCGUCCGACCUAAUUUCAGUCCAAGACCGUAAGGAUGAGGCCUUACUUGUUCUUAAGGCUGAUCUGAUGGCUGCACUUAACAAAGAGGUUAAAUCGUUGGAUGACGAUAACUGGAAAUUUGAAGCACCUCGUUCAUGUCUUAUAUCAAAGCCUCGCGGGUUUGCUAACAAAAGGAUGGAAAUAACAAAAAGCAGGAAUUUUAUGCAGCCGAAAUAAUUCAGAUUCUUCAGACAGGUCACAUCUUUCUUCUGUGGACUCUUAAGGAAUCUGUCCAUUGGCUGCUGAUAUUAUAGUUAAAUGUAGUUCAAUAACUAAACAUUAAAUGAGUAAAUUAUAGUUGCUAGGUUACAAAGCAGUUCGAUUGAUUACUGAAACAAGGCCUGAAGUCCUUAUAUAUCCCUUCAAUUGUAUUACAAGCAGAGCAAGACUGCACGUAAUUUGAUUGACUAGCGAUCACUUGCCUGAGUGGUAUCAGUUUGGUGGUCCCUAAGCAGGAAAUGGAGUUCCACUUUUGCUAACUUCCAUAGCUGCAUGAAAUGUAAACAAUGUAAUAAAAGAUGGAUUGCAUAAUGCAGCUGAGAUUUGAAUCUUCAUGCACUCGUUCAUCUUUGAGCAGGCAUGUUUGGUUUACCCUA